CCCCCGCCGCUCGGGAGCCCCCCUAGCUCGCCGCCCCCCGCCCCCGGCGCCCGGACGAUGCUCAAGUCUCGGCUCCGCAUGUUCCUGAACGAGCUGAAGCUGCUGGUGCUGACGGGCGGGGGGCGGCCCCGGGCCGAGCCGCAGCCCCGGGGGGGCGGGGGAGGCGGCUGCGGCUGGGCGCCCUUCGCUGGCUGCUCCGCCCGGGACGGUGACGGCGACGAAGAGGAGUACUACGGGUCGGAACCACGGGCCCGGGGCCUGGCCGGCGACAAGGAACCGCGGGCCGGACCCCCGCCGCCGCCCGCGCCGCCGCCGCCGCCCCCAGGCGCGCUGGACGCCCUGUCGCUCAGCAGCAGCUUGGACAGUGGGCUCCGAACCCCCCAGUGCAGGAUCUGCUUCCAAGGCCCGGAGCAGGGGGAGCUCCUGAGCCCUUGCCGCUGUGACGGCUCAGUGCGUUGUACACACCAACCCUGCCUAAUCCGCUGGAUCAGUGAGAGGGGCUCCUGGAGCUGUGAGCUUUGCUAUUUCAAGUACCAGGUCCUGGCGAUCAGCACCAAGAAUCCACUGCAGUGGCAGGCCAUCUCCUUGACUGUCAUCGAGAAGGUCCAGAUUGCUGCUAUUGUUCUGGGCUCACUGUUCCUGGUCGCCAGCAUCUCCUGGCUCAUCUGGUCCUCACUCAGCCCUUCGGCCAAGUGGCAACGCCAGGAUCUGCUCUUCCAGAUCUGCUAUGGCAUGUAUGGCUUCAUGGACGUUGUCUGCAUAGGUCUCAUCGUCCAUGAAGGGUCUUCUGUUUACCGCAUCUUCAAGCGCUGGCAGGCCGUGAACCAGCAGUGGAAGGUCCUGAACUAUGACAAGACCAAGGACGUGGGAGGAGACGCAGGGGGAGGGGCAGCAGGGAAGCCAGGCCCCAGGACCUCAAGGACCAGCCCCCCUGCUGGGGCCCCCAGCCGACCCCCAGCUGCCCAGCGCAUGCGGACGCUCUUGCCUCAGCGCUGUGGUUACACAAUCCUGCAUCUCCUUGGACAGCUACGGCCACCAGAUGCCCGUUCCAGCUCUCAUUCUGGUCGAGAGGUUGUCAUGAGGGUCACUACAGUUUGACCUGGACUCCAGGAGCAGGGAUCUUAAGUCAGUGCAUCAGCCAGAGGUGAGCUCUCCUGGCUGCUGGAGGUACGACCUAGACAACGUGUUUGGGGCACUGUGACCCCACCAUGGAGGAUCUCUGUGGACAGCCGCAGGCUUGGAGACAUUGUCUGGCCUCUACUGCCUACAGGGUAGAGACCCCGGAGGACAUUCCAGUUCCCAGUGACACCGCCUCAUAUUCAUCUUGAGGAUGGCCAGCAGGCAAGCGGGGAGAACAACGUUUCUUCCUGGAGAGAACCAUCUUUACCUCAGCUUUAGGGCCUCCAGUCCCCUGGCUCCACCAUGGUGACUUGGUAAAGGGAGACCAAUGCCAGAGAAGAGGGGCUGUAGACCCCCAUUCCCCACCCCAUGGCCACAGGGCAUCUGGCAAUAAGACUAGUAAACAUUGACCUCCCGUUCCCUGCAUGAGGGCGGGGACUUCCCCCUGCCCCACCCCCCACUGCAUGGGGGAAGGGCAUAAAGAAUCAUUUAUAUGCA
Messenger RNA from Rattus norvegicus (Norway rat), 1617 nucleotides. It is a transcript of the gene Marchf9, whose product is annotated as membrane associated ring-CH-type finger 9. NCBI's taxonomy places the organism in Eukaryota, Metazoa, Chordata, Mammalia, Rodentia, Muridae. Gene Ontology annotation, molecular function: ubiquitin-protein transferase activity; ubiquitin protein ligase activity; zinc ion binding. The record is from RefSeq and is marked provisional. Gene Ontology annotation, biological process: protein ubiquitination. Gene Ontology annotation, cellular component: Golgi stack; trans-Golgi network; Golgi membrane.